AUGUCUUACGCCCAAUAUUUUACACCUGUUCCUGACGCUUCUGUCACAUUCAACGGGGCAAAUGUUCAAAUCAAUCCAUUUGAUCCCAAGAAUGCUACUUCAAAAGAUAAUUUCAAUAACUUAGAAUCCAAUGAUGAUUUAUUACAAAAUUUAACUUUCCAAGCCAAUAAAGGGGAAGUUGUUUUAGUAUUAGGUGAGCCUUCUUCAGGGUUAUUCAAGGCUAUGUUUCAUGCUAAUCAAAACAUGUUUUAUAAUCCAGCAAAUUCUGUAAGAUUUAAAAAUAAUGAAUUUAAAUCCUAUUCUAAAAAAUGUCCACAUCAAAUUAUUUAUAACAAUGAACAAGAUACCCAUUUCCCAUUCUUAACAGUUAGACAAACUAUUGAUUUUGCGUUAAGUUGUAAAUUUAGAAUCCCUAGGGAGGAGCGUGAUCAAAUGAGAGAUGAUAUAUUAGAAGAAUUUGGGUUAUCACACGUACUAGAUACUAUUGUGGGUAAUGAUUAUGUUAGAGGUGUUUCAGGUGGUGAAAGAAAACGUAUUUCUAUUAUCGAGACUUUCUUAUCAAAUGGGUCCGUUUAUCUAUGGGACAAUUCCACAAAGGGUCUUGAUUCUUCCACGGCUUUGGAUUUCAUGAAUAUUUUACAAACUCUGGGUAGAGCCACGCAAGCUAUUAGUUUAGUUAAAAUCUCUCAAGCUUCAGAUCAAAUUAUUGAUAAAUUCGACAAAAUUUUAAUGUUAUCCAAAAAUAGACAAAUCUUUUUCGGUACUUUAGACGAAUGUUUAGAUUAUUUCAUUAAUGAUUUAGGUAUUGAAAAAAAUCCAAAUGAUUGUAUUAUGGAAUAUUUAUCAUCCAUUUUAAAUUUACAAUUCAAUACUGCUGUGUCAAAGACAGAAAUUAACAAUUCAAGAAAGGUCUCUAAAACUGUCACUUCUAUUAUUUCCAAUGAAGAAGAUUUAUAUCAAAAAUGGAUCAAUACUGAAUAUUAUAAAAAAUGGGCUCAAAUUACUGAAAGCACACCAGAUUCUCAAAUCCAAGUCGAUUCAUUUAAUCCAGAAGAUAUUUCUCCAAUAUUUGCUGUCCCAAUGCAUUUACAAUUAUGGUAUUGUAUUAAAAGAGCUUUUGAAAGAAUUUUUGGUGAUAGAGCCUAUUUGAUUGCUCAAUGGAUUGCUGUAACUGUCCAAGCUUUAGUUAUCGGGUCUUUGUUUUAUGAUAUUCCAAUGAACACUGUGGGUUCUUAUUCAAGAGGUUCCUUAACUUUCUUCUCUUUAUUGUUAUUUACUUUCUUAGCUUUAGCCGAUAUGCCUGCUUCUUUCCAAAGACAACCAAUUGUUACAAAACAUGUUCAAUUAUAUUUCUAUCGUAAUUGGGUCGAAACAUUCUCUUCUACUUUAUACGAUUACUUGUUUAAGAGUUGUUUGGUUAUUGUCUUCACUAUCAUAUUAUAUUUCUUAGCCCAUUUCCAAUACACAGCCGGUAGAUUCUUUGUGUUUUUAUUAUUUGUUGGUAUUUAUAACUUCUGUAUGGUUACUUUGUUCUCUUUAACUGCUCUUAUGACUCCAACUUUGGGUAUUGCUAACUUGGUUGCUGGUAUUCUUCUAUUAGCCAUUGCAAUGUACGCAUCUUAUGUUAUUUAUUUGAAAGAUAUGCAUCCAUGGUUUGUUUGGAUUGCCUACAUGAAUCCAGCUAUGUUUGCAAUGGAAGCUAUUUUAAGUAAUGAGUUACAUGGCUUGAAGUUAGACUGUACCGAUUCGGUUAUUCCAAGAGGUGCUACUUAUUCGAAUUUAUCAUUUAAACAUAAAGCUUGUGCUUGGCAAGGUGCUACUUUGGGUAACAAUUAUGUUAGAGGACAAGAUUAUUUAAAGAGUGCUUUAUCAUACACUUAUCAUCACACUUGGAGAAAUUUUGGUAUUUUGAUUGGUUACUUAUGCUUCUAUAUUGCUUUUGCAUUAUUCGCAUCUGAAUAUGUUAAUCCACAAUAUACCAAGGAAAAUAUGGAUCGUUGGAGAUUUUAUUUUUCAAGAUUCUUACCUUUCUUAAGGAAUGAGCAAAGAAAACAUGUCGAAGAAGUUAAAUCUUUAGAAAGUCCAAAUGUGUUAAAUACCACUGUAUCUACUACUUCUUCUCUCACUUCUUCUGAAUCCGAUAAUAUUGCAGUGGGUAAAGGAAAAGAAGGGUUGAAAUUAUCCGAAGAUACCAUUGAAGAUGUUUCUGAUGCUGAUCAAAGAGUGGAAGCUCAAUCUCAUUUGAUUUCUUGGAAAAAUAUGAAUUAUGUUGUUGGAGGUAAUAAACAGUUAAUCAAUGAUGUUUCAGGUUUUAUUGGUUCUGGGUUAACUGCAUUGAUGGGUGAAUCUGGUGCUGGUAAGACUACUUUGUUGAAUAUUUUAUCUCAAAGAACCGAUACUGGUGUUGUAACUGGUGAAAUUUUAAUCGAUGGUAAGCCUUUAACUGAUAUCGAAUCUUUUAACAGAAGUAUUGGGUUCGUUCAACAACAAGAUGUUCAUUUAGAAUUGUUAACCGUUAGAGAAUCCUUAGAAAUUUCUGCUACUUUAAGGGGUGAUGGUGAUAUGAAUUAUGUUGAUACUAUUUCUCAUAUGUUAAGAUUACCAGGUGAUAUUUUAGUUUCUGAACUUUCUCCAACUGAAAGAAAAUUGUUAUCUAUUGGUGUUGAAUUGGUUACUAAACCUUCUUUAUUAUUAUUUUUAGAUGAACCAACUUCAGGUUUAGACUCUGAUGCCGCUUUAACUAUUGUUCAAUUUUUAAAGAAAUUAUCUCAACAAGGUCAAGCUAUUUUAUGUACUAUCCAUCAACCUUCUAAGAGUGUUAUCAGCUAUUUCGAUAAUAUCUUCUUAUUAAAGAGAGGAGGUGAAUGUGUCUAUUUCGGUCCAAUUACUGAAGCUUGUGAAUACUUUGUUAAUCAUGAUAAUUCUUUGACUUAUGAUACUGAAUUAGGUAACCCUGCUGAUUUUGUUAUUGAUGUGGUUGGUAGCAAAUCUCAAGGUGGUGAAGAUGAAUUUGGUGAAAAGAGACAAACAAAUGAUUGGGCUGCUCUAUGGAAAAACUCUCCAGAAAAUAGGGCAGUUCAUGCUGAAUUAGAAACUUUAGAAAGUGAAGCUAGAAACUCUGGUGUUGAUUUUACUACUUCUUCUUGGGCCCAACCUUCAUAUUUGAAACAAUUGGCUGUUAUUACAAAGAGACAAUAUUUAUGUACUAAGAGAGAUUUGAUGUAUGUUUUGGCCAAAUUUGCUUUGAAUGCAGGUGGUGGUCUUUUCAUUGGGUUUUCUUUCUGGAAAAUUGGAUAUGGUGUUUUAGAUCUUCAAUAUGUUAUCUUUUUCUGUUUCAUGUCUAUGUGUUUAUCUUCUCCAUUAAUUAACCAAGUUCAAGAUAAAGCACUUAUAUCCAAGGAAGUUUAUGUGGCAAGAGAAGCUAGAUCUAAUACCUACCAUUGGACUGUUCUAUUGUUGGCUCAAACUAUCAUCGAAGCUCCUUUAGCCAUUUCAAGUUCUACACUUUUCUUCUUAUGCUCAUAUUUCUGUUGUAAUUUUGAUAAUUCUCCUCAUAUUGCUGGUGUUUUCUAUUUCAACUAUAUUAUUUUCUCGUUGUAUUAUUUGACUUUCGGUUUAUGGUUAAUUUUCUCAGCUCCAGAUUUACAAACUGCUGCUGUCUUUGUUGCAUUCUUCUAUAGUUUCACUGCUUCAUUCUGUGGUGUUAUGCAACCAAAGGGUUUAAUGCCUGGCUUCUGGGUUUUCAUGUACAGAUGUUCUCCAUACACUUACUUCAUUGAUACUUUCACUUCUGUUUUAUUGCAUGACAGAAAGGUUGAAUGUUCUCAAGGUGAAUUAGUUCCAACAUCUCCAGAUAAGGGUAAUUGUGGUGAUUUUAUGAAAGCUUAUGUUGAUGAAUUUGGUGGUUACGUUAAGGUACCAAAGGCUAUCGGUGUUUGUGCUUAUUGUACUUAUACCAUUGGUGAUGAUUUCUUGGAAGUUGAAAACAUGAGCUACAGUCACAGAUGGAGAAACUUUGGUAUUGAAUGCGCAUUUGUUGCUUUUAAUUUCUUUGGUAUGUUUGCUGGUUUCUACCUAACAUACAUCAAAAAGGUUUGGGGUGAUGUUUUCAAACCUGUCAAGUACAUUCUAAGAAAUCCUCUUAAAAAGAAAGUUAAGAAUUAA
This is a messenger RNA of Henningerozyma blattae CBS 6284, 4164 nucleotides long. RefSeq lists its product as uncharacterized. Gene Ontology annotation, biological process: transmembrane transport. The transcript has a single exon. Bases 1 to 4164 code for a protein of 1387 amino acids. Gene Ontology annotation, molecular function: ATP hydrolysis activity; ATP binding; ABC-type transporter activity. The record is from RefSeq and is a predicted model, not a curated record. Gene Ontology annotation, cellular component: membrane. Lineage: Eukaryota; Fungi; Ascomycota; Saccharomycetes; Saccharomycetales; Saccharomycetaceae.